CCCGCCCCAAGACCCCCCCCCCCCCCUCCCUCCCAUCCCCCUACUGCGUCUCUCCAUUUCGGAGCCUCCGCGACCCUCGAAGUCGUCGUACUGCUGGCCAGCCGGCCGCCAUCCUGCGAGCUCCUCCUCCUCCUCCUCCUCUUCCAUCACCACCGUGAUGAGGCAGCAUCAGCAUCGUCAUCUUCAUCCGUGAUGGAGCCGCGACGCCUCCUGCCACCUCUUUGGCUCUUUUCUCCUCGCGCGUGACAACAGCCGCACGCACGCAGAGGAGAGGAGAGGAGAGAAGAGGAGAGGAGAGGCUUGUGCGUGCAUGUGCGUGGAUGGGAACGAUGAGCGAGGACGAGACCGGCCCGCGUGCGGCGCGCGCGAACGCGCACAAAGCGCUGCAACAGUGCGAGCUGGUGCAGAACAUGAUCGACAUCAGCAUCUCCAGCUUGGAGGGCUUGAGGACCAAAUGUGCCACAUCCAACGACUUGACGCAGAAGGAGAUGCGCACGCUCGAGGGCAAGCUGGUGAAAUACUUCAGCCGGCAGCUGUCGUGCAAGCGCAAAGUGGCCUUGGAGGAGCGCGGUGGCCAGCUGGACGACUUCCCUCGCCUGGGCCACUGGUUCCGCAUCGUCAACCUGAGGAAGGAGGUCACGCAGGACAUGAGUCCCGCCGGGGUGACGCUGGAGGGCCUCCUGGACAUGAGCGAGCAGCAAGUGUGCGAGCUGCUGCAAACGUUUGGUGCCAACGGAGAGGAAUGCGCCCGCCUCAACGCCUCGCUGGCCAGCCUCAGGAGGGCACAUCAGCUCGAACAACUUGAGGAGGAUAAGUUGCACACCAAUGGAGGCAGCCAGGCCAAGACGGACUGCUCUAUCCAGUGGCCCACCUCCAAGUCGGGCAAGGAGAACACGCCUGUGUGCCAGCCGGAACCUGACCAGUGGAGCCGCUUCCAGCUGUCCCAGGGCCCCAAAGUUCAGUUGGGGCAUGAGCGGCACGGGUGCCGCGGCCCCCGGGCCCCGUCGCCGUACGGCGAGCGCCUGACGGCGGACGGCCCUGCCGUGGGAGCACCGCCCACCUCCGACUGCGGCCCCCGUUCGCUGCCGCCCUCGCCCCGCCAGAGACACCUGGGCCAGGCGCUGCCUCAAACGCCGUCCAUCUUCAACAGCACGACGCCGCCCGUCCGGCGCAGGAACAGAGUCAAGGCACCGGGCACGCCGCCGCCCCCCAGCCGCAAGCUCUUCCACCUUUUGCCGGGCUUCACCGCGCUGCACCGCAGCAAGUCGCACGAGUUCCAGCUGGGCAACCGACUGGACGAGACCACCGCCGCCACCGCCGCCGUCGCCGCCGCCGCGCCCAAAGCCAAGAAGAAGAGCAAGCCGCUGAACCUCCAGAUCCACGGCAGCGUGGGCAGCUGCGAGAACCUGCCCACCUUCCUCCCCAGCCAGCGCUCGCCCCUGCACACCGAGCGCUGCCUCAGAUCCUUCUUCCUACCCUCCUUCGUGCCCUCCACGCCGCCGGUGCGCGCCGAAACGCCCUCCGCAAACACGCUGUCAGUGCCUCGCUGGUCCCCACAGAUCCCCCGAAGAGAUCUGGGAAACUCCAUCAAACACAGGUUUUCCACCAAGUACUGGAUGUCACAGACAUGCCUGGUGUGCGGCAAGGGAAUGCUGUUCGGGCUCAAAUGUAAAAACUGCAAGCUCAAGUGCCACAACAAAUGCACCAAAGAAGCUCCGCCCUGCCACCUACUCAUCAUCCAGCGAGGCGGCCGAGAUUCCCUCAAAGACCAACAAGGAGUGACUCAAGUGGCUCGUCUGGUGCGCACCGAGUCGGUGCCAUGCGACAUCAACAACCCGCUCAGGUACAGCGACCUGCUUGUCAGUCAGACUCUGCCCAAAACCAACAAAAUCAGCAAGGAUCACGUCCCGCCGCCGUACCAGCCGGACUCCAGCAGCAACCCGUCGUCCACCACCUCGUCCACGCCGUCGUCGCCGGCACCGCCGCCCAGCAGCGCCACGCCGCCCUCGCCGCUGCACCCCUCGCCGCAGUCAGCGCGACAGCAGAAGCACUUCAACCUGACCGCGUCCAGUUAUUUCAAGUACAAACAGCAGUUCAUUUUUCCAGACGUCACUCUGGAAGCUCCUCCCAGCAGAGCACCGCAAGUCGUCCUGCAUCCCGUCCUCUCAGAGCCAGGCGAGGAGGGAAAGCCUUUGCUUCAAAUCGAAGUGGAGCCCACUUCCGACAACGACGAGGGUGACGAGGAGGAGUCGGGCGACGAGUUUGAGGAGAUGAACCUGUCGCUGCUAUCAGCCCGCAACUUCCCGCGCAAGGCCAGCCAGACCAGCAUUUUCCUGCAGGAGUGGGACAUCCCCUUGGAGCAGCUUGAGAUGGGCGAGAUGAUCGGCAAGGGUCGCUUUGGCAAGGUUUUCCGCGGGCGCUGGCACGGCGAGGUGGCCGUCCGCCUCAUCGACAUUGAGCGCGACAACGAGGACCAGCUCAAGGCCUUCAAGCGUGAGGUGAUGGCCUACCGCAACACGCGCCACGAGAACGUGGUCCUCUUCAUGGGCGCCUGCAUGAGUCCGCCGCACCUGGCCAUCAUCACCAGCCUGUGCAGGGGCAGAACGCUUUAUUCGGUGGUGCGCGACAUCAAGGUCGUCCUGGACGUCAACAAGACGCGACAAAUUGCACAAGAGAUGGUCAAGGGCAUGGGCUACCUCCACGCAAAAGGCAUCCUCCACAAGGACAUGAAGUCCAAGAAUGUCUUUUAUGACAACGGCAAGGUGGUCAUCACCGAUUUCGGCCUCUUCACCAUCUCGGGGGUCCUGCGAGCCGGCAGCCGGCGAGAAGACAAGCUGAGGAUCCCGAGCGGCUGGUUGUGUCACCUGGCUCCGGAAAUCAUCCGCCAGCUCUCUCCCGAUACCGAGGAGGACAAGCUGCCUUUCUCCAAGCAGUCUGACGUCUUUGCGUUCGGCACCGUGUGGUUUGAGCUGCACGCCCGCGAGUGGCCUUACAAGAGUCAGCCGGCCGAGGUCAUCAUGUGGCAGGUCGGCAGCGGCAUCAAGCCCAGCCUGGCCCACGCCGGCAUGGGCAAGGAGAUCCUGGACAUUUUGCUGCUGUGCUGGGCUAUGGAGCAGGAUGAGCGUCCCAGUUUCUCCAAGCUGGUGGAGCUGCUGGAGAAGCUGCCCAAGCGCAACCGCCGCCUUUCGCACCCGGGACACUUCUGGAAGUCGGCCGAGUACGUCAAAUGAAAAAGCGCCCGCCCACCCUCGAGCGAUUCUUUGCGGGCAACGCGACUGUUGUACAGUUGAGUGCGCGUGACCAGUAUCCGUAUAUCCCUCUUGGCUCAUUUUCUCCACGUUGAGCUUUAAUGGCCGUUGGGUUCUUAUUUUUUUUUCCUCGUAGCUUUUGCUUGUCAGCGCCGUACCGCAUGAAUGCUUUCUUCCGGACGUUGAAAUGUGAAAGUGCCGAACCUUCAUGAGUUCUUUCGUCUUCUCUGGAACUUUAACAAAGUUUUACUCUCCUUUUUUGUAAUGACUGGCUUAUGAUUUGCCCCAAAAUGGAAAAUGUCGUCUGCCAAGUGAGCUUUUUUUUUUUUUUUAAUCAAGCACCAUUGUGGCUCAAUUGAUUGACAGGCGCCUCAUCUGAGCUGCAACACCCCCCCCCCCCCACCACCACCACCACCACCACCAAAAAGCAAAACAAAACAGACAAUCAUAUCAUGCUCCUUCAAAUGGUUGGCUCUGAAAAAUAAAAGAAAGGAAAGAAGAAUCAAAGCUUUUUUGCUGCUGCUGUUUUUGUGACUUUUCGCCAGGCCUGGGCAACACGACAUUCACGUAUGUACGAGAUAAAUUUAGCUCAGGAAAAUUUGAAGACAAAAGCAUCAAUCAAAAGCAAUGAAUCCAUUUUUUUUCGGGGACAAUUAGCCUGCAAGGCGGCGUAUUUUCUUUGACAAGCCAUUUAUGAGUAUUUGAGGAUUUCCUCUUUGAUUUUUUUUUUUUUUUGAUGGGGGGUGUCAAUUAUUCUCAUUGGAUUUUCUUGGCCAUUGGUGGCGCCGCUGCCAACCGCAAGCAACAUUGGAGAACGUCGGAAGUUUGCAGUGCUCUCUUCUUUUCACUUCCAACAUUUGCAUUGAUCCCAAUUUGUACUUUGACGCCAUUCAAGUAUAUAUAUAUGCGUUGUUUAUAACGAUCCCUUGCCAAUAGGGGACAGGGAGGCGCAAUGAGGAACAAAAUGCAAAUGAGCAUCGAGUUGCCAAAUAUGGAGAAUCAAACAUUGGUGCCAAGUGUACAGAAAUGAUUGUGGACCAGCUUAUGAUGAUGAUGAUGUUUAGCAAUGGGAUUCUUUUUGCGUUUUGUUUUCCCCUUGGACUCUACUUUUGAAUGUAGAAGAGGCUGUCGUUGCUCUUUGCUUCCGCUCAUUUUCUUUCCUGGAUGUGAUUUUGUCUGGUAGCUUGUAAAGCAAUGUACAGCGCCAUCGAGCAUACCGUUUCAGAAAUUGUGAGUGUGAAGGAUGCCUUCUUCUUUUUCUUACUCUUCUUCUUCUUCCUCUCCUUCCUCCGGCUGAUUUGCACUCAUUCUUUGUCAAUGUUUGUGAAUGACAAUAAAAAAAAGAAGCUCUUUUUUU
Syngnathus acus (greater pipefish) is the source of this 4605-nucleotide messenger RNA. It is a transcript of the gene ksr2, whose product is annotated as kinase suppressor of ras 2. Gene Ontology annotation, biological process: protein phosphorylation. Bases 321 to 3230 code for a protein of 969 amino acids. The record is from RefSeq and is a predicted model, not a curated record. NCBI's taxonomy places the organism in Eukaryota, Metazoa, Chordata, Actinopteri, Syngnathiformes, Syngnathidae. The transcript is spliced from 21 exons. Gene Ontology annotation, molecular function: ATP binding; protein kinase activity.